UCACUGCUGUCACGAAUCCGGAUUUCCCCCCAACCCUGUGCCGGGCAGAGAGGGUGGGGAGGACCGGGGACUCUGGAGCUGGAGGCUCGGCGGAAGGUUUCCUUUCGGCUGGACGCACUGAGCGACACCGCUCAGCGGAUCUGAUUAGUCCAAGUAGGCCCGCGUAUUUGCGUAAUAGCGGAUCAGUCUUGAAGGAGCUAAUGUGAGUUCAACCACCUUCCAACUAUUUUUUAACCUUAAUCUGCUCUCCUGCCGUGCCUGCAGUCCUCUCAACGUGCCCUCCAUCUGCUCAAACUAAGUGUUCAGAGGGGGCCUGUCUGCACACCGACAGUCAGUUUUCACUUGUGUUGGUCUAUUCUGAUGGAUCAAAAUGUCCACUACUAAUAAUAUUGCCCAGGCCAGGAAACUGGUGGAACAGCUGAGGAUCGAGGCAGGAAUUGAACGYAUUAAGGUUUCCAAAGCGGCAGCCGAGCUGAUGAGUUACUGUGAGCAGCACGCUCGGAGCGACCCGCUGCUGGUCGGGGUGCCCACCUCCGAAAACCCUUUCAAAGACAAGAAGCCCUGCAUCAUCCUAUAGCUGUGUGUCGCUCUUUAAGCCCUCAAACAUACACACACACAUACACAAACACACACACUCGCACUCAGAGACAAACACUUGCCAUCAAAACUGAUUCAGUCACUAUGUCAGACACCUGAAGCAACACACAGAAACACACACACACUCCCAAAAAUAGCCACUCUGGAACAGUGCCAUACCCCAAGCCACAGCUAGGGGGCAGGCAUCUUGUCCUCACAGCGGCUGAGUUCAUUUAAUCACAGAAUAUGGGGUCAAGGUGCUUUGGAAUCAUUUACAUACACUGGGCAAAUCACUGAUUUGCAUGUUAACACUCAGCAGGAGAGCAGUUUCUUUUCUGUCUCCAUCCAUGAGACGAGGUGUCGGGUAAACAGCUGUGGCAGAGUCAGGCAGUGGGACGAUGCAUGUGGGCAACAGCAGUAGGCGCAUAUUCGUGACCUGGUGUCGCGUUAAAAGCUCAACAAAUGCUUGUUUCUGAAUCCGUGGGAGCCUUCCAAAAUAAGAACRGUCCGAGAGCUCUGCAGCAUGCUCCCACCCACGUCUGCAACAACAGACCCUCUCAGCCCGYGGCCUCAACAUGGCUGCCUGCAGCCUUUUGGCCGAGCCUCCUCCAGCUGCACAAAAAGCCGUCUCUAGAUGCUGAUUUGCCGUCGCUAGCAUUGCUGCAGGCCGCGAGAGCUGCUUGCGGUUCGGUUCUAAAUCUUAGCUGACCUCAUAUUUGCAACUAUAGGAGGGACACRGAGAACAUCUCGACAAAGAACUCAAGCCGUUUACUGCUUCUUUUGUUUUUUUUUUCUUUAAACAAAUACUUGUUUGUGAACUCAGUGUAUGUUUAGGUAUGUUUUGGAGCAUUACUUAACAGAAAGUUGAUACUGUACAUUUUUUAAUCAUUUUAUUCUGACAUAUAGUGGGUGUGACCUCUGACUGAUCUCUUUUUUUCAUGUUCAUGCUAAUGAAACUACAGACGAUCCAGUGAUAAGUCAGGGGUCUCACCUGAGCAGAAGUUUCUACUGUGCAUCAAACCUCCCUGUGCUUUACAACGAGAGAGUGAGGCCACAGUUCAACCGUGUCAGAAAUAUCUGCAGAGGCUGCAAGACUGAGAGGAGAUGAUAAGAAAAAUAGAAAUCAAAGGCUUUCUUUUCCCAUGUUCUUCACUUCAAUUCGAUCCGUUUAUUUGUCCGUUUCUGUAAAAUGAGGAAACAAAUUUCUGCAUCCUGCAAAACAGCAAGUUUGUUAUCGUGACUAAUAAUUGAGGUUAUCAAUCAAAUAUUGAAACUAGAAGCAUUUAAAGGUCCCGGACUCAAAUAUGAGCGCUCAGUUUGUCGCGGUCAGGGAUGGGAUCGGUACGAGCUUGCAGCCCCUCUUCUGUGUCCUCCUCUCUUCCACAACACUCCUCUUCUCUGACAAACCAAACUUGAUUGUAAAAAAAGGAAAAAAAUUUAAAAUGAAGGGGUGGGUUUAAAAAGGGUGAAGAGAAACAAACUAAGUGUAUAAACUUUCUUUCAGAUGUGCAGAAGUGAUAAGUUGAAGAGUAGCUGUUUUUUGACUUUAUUUUUUAUGUUUCUCUUCUUUCUAUGAAGUCCAUGGAGCCCGGUCAGUGGAGUGUUAUUACCCUGUACAGUGUUUGUAAGAUACAAAACCUGAACACAGAUGCCCCCCCCUCCUCCCCUCCUCGUGAAUGUUGGACUUUUUUAGCACUACUUCUUCUGUUUCGUCAGUCGGGAUCACGUCUGUCUUCUUCUUGUCCUUCUCUUUUGGUCAUUGAGGUUUUAGGGGCGUGGGAUGGUGGAGGUUGGUUUUAGAGCUCAAAGAAAAGGCGGUGAUUGCAGUUAAACGGUGGCAGAAACACUGCAGGGUUUGAGACGUGUCUUACUGAGGGUUUAUCAACAGCAGACCUCAUUCAACUACUAAAAUUACAACCUCCUGAUCCGCCCUUUAACACCGGAGCUGCCAUUUAUUUUAUUUUAUUUUUAGUGGCUUGUUGUGAGCAACUUGAACACCACACACAUAGCAUACACCUCCAGUUUCUCCUGAAGGUGYUUUCAGACUUGAGGACCUCGGAGAAAGAUGUCAUGGAGUCCCGGUUUUAAUGAAUAUUGGGAGUUCUGGGUUGUGUCUGAAAAUGAUCCUUGCAUCGGUGCAACAAUACAUCAGUCCAUAUUGGUAYAUCAAAUAAAUGGUUAAUGAUUCACUUACAUUGAGACAAAAUGAAAGCAUUGAUCUUAUUAGGCCCUAUGUGGAUCAAAUUUAUGCCGACCUAUUGUGUUAGAUGGGAGGAUGAGAUUGUAUCAURUCGAUUGCAGACUYGUGAAUUGAUUUGAAUAGAAAUCAUAYCAUAUAGACUUKGUGAUAUCAAGAAACGUAUCAACAUUCAAACAAAUCAGUAAUAUAAUGUGACACCUCUUGUUCCUUGUGGAAUUAUACUGAGAAAUUUGGGAAAUAUUCCAGAUUGGUAAUUUUCUGUAGGAAUUUUGAGAAUUUAUGGGAAUUACCAGAGCAUCGUAUUAUGCAUCCAUUCAGUGUUUAACCCACAUGUGCUUUUUGGGUUGUGUGUGUGUGGGUGGGGGGUGGGGGGUGCACAGGUUACAUGUACAAAUGACGACCAUUCACUUUCUCACUCACACCUAAGAACAAUUUAAAGUCACCUAACCUGGAGAAAACACACAUUUGCACAAGGAGAGCAUGCAAAUCGUUUCAUAUCCAAAUAGUUUUGGACAUAGGCAGAUAGUGAGUUUGACCCAAAGUGUAUAAAGAAAAUAUAAAACACAUUUUACCCUCCUGCUGUGCUUGGGUCAAAAUAACACAGGAGGACUGAGUUUUAAAACUGAUCCUUGUGAGUCGUUUUGCCCCAAGAAGCAGCAGGAGACUUAAUGAUGUCACUGAUGACAUAACGGUGUCACAACCACACUUUUACAGAACAAUAAGUUUUGAUCAUUUUUACAGUUCUCUUUUGUUUUUUUCUUCUUGUUGUCAUCUAAUUCAUGUAACUCUGAACAAAAAUAUUCAUGUUUUGUUUGUUUUCCAUGUUACUUUUCCAUCUGUCCACAAUGUCGUACCUGUCAUUGCAUGGUAGAGCAAUGAAAGCUGUUAAAAAUACAUGUUCCCAAUCUAUAUUUAAAGUUAAAGGGGCAAUAUUAUGUGUUUCCCAUUGCCCAUUUCGGUGCGGGGGGCAUGAUGCAGUUUACUUGG
Austrofundulus limnaeus is the source of this 3763-nucleotide messenger RNA. Its product is annotated as guanine nucleotide-binding protein G(I)/G(S)/G(O) subunit gamma-7. Gene Ontology annotation, molecular function: G-protein beta-subunit binding. The transcript is spliced from 4 exons. Gene Ontology annotation, biological process: G protein-coupled receptor signaling pathway. Lineage: Eukaryota; Metazoa; Chordata; Actinopteri; Cyprinodontiformes; Rivulidae. The record is from RefSeq and is a predicted model, not a curated record. Gene Ontology annotation, cellular component: heterotrimeric G-protein complex. Bases 371 to 577 code for a protein of 68 amino acids.